Molecule: messenger RNA, 1987 nt
Organism: Trichoplusia ni (cabbage looper)
Lineage: Eukaryota; Metazoa; Arthropoda; Insecta; Lepidoptera; Noctuidae
Product: myrosinase 1-like
Exons: 8
Coding region: 60-1580 (506 amino acids)
Biological process (GO): carbohydrate metabolic process
Molecular function (GO): beta-glucosidase activity
Source: RefSeq, a predicted model, not a curated record
AUAUUGGCGUGUGGCGAGCUCAGUGCAGUUCGUCGUCGGCGACGGAGCGACUCGGAGCUAUGGCGGUGACAACUUGGAGCAUUAUCGGGCUGCUGGCGCUGUGCCACUCAAGCAUUGCUGGGUACACAAAAUUCCCACCGGGAUUCACUUUUGGCGUAGCAACAGCAUCCCACCAGAUCGAGGGAGCAUGGAACGUCAGCGGUAAAUCCGAAAACGUAUGGGAUCGUCUAACCCACACACGUCCCGAACUAAUCGCGGACGGUACCAACGGAGACAUUGCUUGUGACUCGUACCACCGUCUUCAUGAGGAUGUCGAGGAACUGGUCGCCCUUGGUGUUCACUUCUAUCGGUUCUCUUUGUCCUGGUCUCGUAUCCUGCCCACCGGCCGCAUCGACUACGUUAACCCCGAUGGCAUCCGCUACUACAACGAACUCCUUGACCUUCUAGCCGAAAACAACAUUGAGCCACUUGUCACCCUGUUCCACUGGGACUUACCUCAGUCACUUCAAGAUUUGGGAGGCUGGGCUAAUCCUAAGAUGAUUGACUACUUCUACGACUACUCGGACUUCUGCUUUAAAGAGUUCGGAGGUAAAAUUAAAUCUUGGAUUACCUUCAACGAGCCCUACGAAAUUUGCGAAGAUGCCUACGGUGAUGAAAAGAAAGCCCCGGCAAUAGACAGCCACGGCGUAGGAAACUACUUGUGCAGUGAUACCUUGUUGAAAGCUCACGCUGAAAGCUACCACUUAUACAAUGAAACUUACCGCCCCGUCCAAAACGGAAGAAUCUUCAUCUCCAUCAACUCCAUCUGGUACGAGCCCAGCGACCCGGAGAACUCUGAACUUGUUGCUUUGGCAGAAGUAGCCAAUCAAUUCAAAUUCGGGUGGUUCGCUCACCCCAUCUUCACCGUUGAAGGAGGCUACCCAAAAGUGAUGGUGGAGAACAUUGCUCGUCAGAGCGAAGCUGAAGGCUUAAGGAAACCUCGUCUUGAACAAUUCGACGCCUACUGGAUCCAGAGGAUCAAGGGUACAUCAGACUUCUUGGGUAUCAACCACUACACCACUCAUCUGAUCACUGGUGCUGGCGUCGACCCUAUUGCUAAGUCACCAUCUUGGUUGAAGGACAUCGGUGCAGUGACUACCAUGGAAGUUGGUGGAGAUUCUGCUUCUGAAUGGCUUAGGGUGGUCCCAACUGGUUUCGCUAACUUGCUGCGUUGGUGCAAGAUCUCUUACAACGACCCCCCAAUUUACAUCACUGAAAACGGAUUCUCUGACCGCGGUGAUUUGGAAGACUACGGUCGCAUCAAAUACUUCAAUGACUACCUGUCUGAAAUCCUUAAUGUGAUCAACGACGACAAAGUCAAUGUACUUGGAUACACCGCCUGGACCCUUAUGGACAACUUUGAAUGGAGGGCUGGAUUCUCUGAGCGCUUCGGGUUCUACUACGUGAACAUCACGGACCCCGCACGUCCGCGCACCCCAAAGCUGUCGGUGCAGUACUACCGCGAGCUCAUCGACAACCACGAGCUGCCGCAUUUCGACCGCUACAAGGAUCCCUCCGUAAGAACUGCACGCCGCUGCUAGCUUGCCAUUAUAUUCAUACUUACUUAAAACUAUCAAAUCUAUACCUAUACUUCUGCAGGACAUGUUUUAAACACAGGACAAAUAACAUUUGAACAGAGUUUUGUGCUCUUCAUUAUUGUACCAGCAUGCCAUGUCAAGUGCAGCAUGCAUGAAUCGGAAAAAGAUUUAUAUUCACAGUUUUAUAAUACCUUUACUGUUUCUGAUGUAGAGCCAAGCUAUAUUCGGUACUGUUAAUUAGUCUGUGGUUUGAAGCAUGCAGUAAAACAUUCCUGCAUCUAUUUAUUUCUCUGGCAUGCAAAAUCAAAGGCAACUUUUUAUGGCAUUUCGCAGAAUGGUGAAUAGUUUUCCUUGCUUGUAUCCUUGUUGUCAAGCUAUACUAUGUCUGCUCCAAUUAAACUGUUUCAGUG